Molecule: messenger RNA, 621 nt
Organism: Fusarium falciforme
Lineage: Eukaryota; Fungi; Ascomycota; Sordariomycetes; Hypocreales; Nectriaceae
Exons: 2
Coding region: 1-621 (206 amino acids)
Source: RefSeq, a predicted model, not a curated record
AUGGCUAGCUUCUUCCAAGCAGUCUUCAACCAGUGGGAUAGCGGCUGCAUGGUGCCACCCAUCAAGAAGAAGCCAAAGAUCGAGAAAGGAGAGAAGGGCGCAAUCGUCCGAGAAUGGUCAAAAGACCUCGAAGAGUCGCAUGCCUCCAAGCUAAAGCGCAAGAAAGAGGGCAAAGACGACAAAUCUCAGAUGGCCGUGGGCACGCAGAUCAAAUACCUCCCUGAUAUGACACAGAAGAAGGCCGAGAUUCAGUGCAUCCACCUCUACGACCAGGCUGAGAUCAUGCGGAUCGAUACGUACAACAAGAACGUUCUCGUCACUUUGGCCCGCAUGCGUAUUGUGGACUUUUCGGAGAAUGGGAAUUCCGAGGACAUGCCCGCCCCCGUGGUCAACCCAGAUCAUUUGAUUCACGACCGCCUCGCCCAACGAAAAUACGUGAAGCAGCAUCUGACCAAGGACACGGUGGAGCAUCUUGAGCGCUUUACUGGUGUCUUUGGGGGCAGCUGGGAAAAGAUUCUCUUUCCCAGGAUCUUCGGAGAUAAUUGGAAAGGGAAGCUCUUUGCCAGGAUCUUCGGGGGUAGCUCGAAAGAGUUGCCCUGUGCAAACCCCUCAUCCUCUUGA